AUGGGUGCUGGUGGUAUGUAUCCAACCUACCCUUAUUCAAAUUAUCCCAUGGGACAUCCACGCCCAUACUAUAACUAUAAUGUAUAUCCAUCAUCAGGCAGUAUUCCACAUCCAGGCUAUUUGCCGAAUAUUAGGAUGAACUAUGGACGAGGUUUUCCACGUCCAUAUGCUCCUAUGAACUACACUUCUACAGUAGCAAGAUUUCCGCCAGGCACAUUUCAUCAACAUUUUGGUAACGGUGGUUUUAUUAAUCAACCUUAUGGUGCUUUCGGUGGUAUACAAUCAGCUCCUCCAUCAGCAACGAUGGAUGGUAACAUUCAUAUGCAUCACUCGCGUGAAUAUCGACCACAUUUUGAUGAACAAUAA
Adineta ricciae is the source of this 366-nucleotide messenger RNA. Lineage: Eukaryota; Metazoa; Rotifera; Eurotatoria; Adinetida; Adinetidae. The record is from the annotation of a GenBank genome assembly.